Molecule: messenger RNA, 618 nt
Organism: Ananas comosus (pineapple)
Lineage: Eukaryota; Viridiplantae; Streptophyta; Magnoliopsida; Poales; Bromeliaceae
Product: acyl-CoA-binding protein
Exons: 4
Coding region: 68-346 (92 amino acids)
Biological process (GO): fatty acid metabolic process
Molecular function (GO): fatty-acyl-CoA binding
Source: RefSeq, a predicted model, not a curated record
UAUUAGAGACCCAAUCGAAGAGAGAGAGAAAAAAAAAAAAAAGGGAAAAGGGAAAAGGGAAAAGGCGAUGGGUUUGAAGGAAGAGUUUGAGGAGCAUGCUGAGAAAGCCAAAACUCUGCCGGAAAAUACCACCAAUGAGAACAAGUUGAUCCUUUACGGACUUUAUAAGCAGGCGACUGUCGGAGCAGUCAAUACCAGCCGGCCUGGCAUCUUCAAUUUGAAGGACAGAGCCAAGUGGGAUGCUUGGAAGGCUGUGGAAGCGAAGUCGAAGGAGGAAGCGAUGAACGAUUACAUCACGAAGGUGAAGCAGCUGCAGGAAGAAGCUGCUGCUGCUGCUUCUGCUUGAGCCGGCAUAUGAACUAUGUAUUGGCCUUUGCCUCUUAUGGCGCUAGUCGGUUCAAUCAUUCUAGUAUAUGAACUAUGAACUAUGAACUAUGAACUAUAUGAACUAUGAACACUGUGUGUUGUUGGGUGCUUAUUCUGCUAUUUAUCUGUCUCUUAUCGCUCGAGAACGCCAUUUAGUCGUUCGUAUGUUAUCGAUUCAGUCAUAUGCUAUCUGCAUCUUGAGCUGUGUUUUAGUGAAUUUAGUUGUUAGUGUGUUUGAAUGAAGUUGUGUAA